AAAAAAUCUUUAAAUAUGUUAUUUGCACAAAAUAAACACAAAUGAUGUUCCAUGUAAAAUAAGUUAUCAGUGGUAUUGAUUUGCAAAUGAGAAUACAUUACUAUCGACAAAUAUAUGCAUUAAUUUGCAAUAAAAAACUUUUUGCUUAAAAAUAUGCGCCCUUAGCAAGUUGAAUAACAUACACGAUGGACCCCUCUCCCAUUCAGAGGUCUACUGAACAUGGGGUGGUGAAAGGCGUUUUAAUAUGUGAUCACAGGUGUCCCUCUCCAAUAUGGCGGCUUCAUUUUAGACUGCGUAAACAGAGUUACUAAGAUACUGUAGACAGAUUUAAAAUAUUUUAUAUGGGUUCAGUCACAACAAAAGGCAAGUGCAGGUUUUAAAAGUCCCUGUUAGACACGGGAAGCUUGAGCUUGAUGCUAGAACAGCAGGGAAAGGACGCUGCUUACAGUAAAAACUAAAGUCUCCAUUUGUCCGGGCGCACUCUCUUCUUCAUGUUCUGUCAGGAAUGUUCAUGUGUGUGUUGUAUUGAUAACAAGGGUGUGUAUCUGUGUGUGACAUGUGAGAGAUCGAUAAUAUGGAGUAAACCAGCGCCGAGAAUGGAAACACCAUAAAGGACGAGGAGUUGUCAUGGCUGACCCAGACCUUUCAGCACAGAGUGGGGGCUACGACGUGGAGCUGUUUGUAGACCCUCCGGACUACGAUUUGAUCUGCACCAUUUGUCAGGGGGUCCUCAAAUGUCCAGUAAGAAGUGCAUGCCACCAUAUCUUCUGCAAGAAAUGCAUCUUACAGUGGCUGAAAAGACAGGAGACCUGCCCCUGCUGCAGGAAGCCGGUAAACCCAAGCCUGAUCUUUGUCAUGUUCAAGCUGAGCAAAUCGAUUGGACGCUUGAAAAUAAAGUGUAAAAAUGAGAUCCGUGGCUGUGCAGAGACCUUUUCCCUCUCAGAGCAGUACUGUCACAGCAUGACCUGCCUGUACGAGCUCAUCCCCUGCCCGUACCAGGGCUGCAGGGCACAGCUCCUACGCAGGGACAUUGACACCCAUGCGCGCCACUGUGAGCACUGGCGGCAGCCCUGCCACAUGGGCUGUGGGACAAUACUCACUCACAGCACCCAGACUCAGCACAACUGCUACAAACAGCUGAGGCAGGAGUAUGAGGCCAGGCAGAGGAACCACAGGGCCAUCGCCACGGCCCUACAUAGGAAGAUGAAAAGGAUGCAAAGCACCAUGGCCCACAUGAAGAGGCAAAUAGGGUUAAUAUGUGAGAGCCUGGAAGUAAUGGAUGACCUACACGAGGUGGAGGAGGAAGUGGACCUUGGAGAGAGCAGUGGCAGUUCCAGUGGGACUUCAAGCAACAGCAACUGUUAAGGGAGCAAAUUGCUCAUGUGUUUGUUUUCUUCAGGUGAUGUGCUUAAAAUGAGUGAUUCCUUGGCCCGUUUGUUCUGUAGUCCUAAUUAUUUCUUAAAUAAAUUAUUCAGUAUUAAAUUGUCUGCGCAUUUUGCCUUAGGAAGAGAAUGAAUCAAUUUGUUGUUGAUUCAUAAUU
This is a messenger RNA of Gambusia affinis (western mosquitofish), 1540 nucleotides long. It is a transcript of the gene rnf151, whose product is annotated as ring finger protein 151. Gene Ontology annotation, cellular component: plasma membrane signaling receptor complex. Gene Ontology annotation, molecular function: zinc ion binding. The record is from RefSeq and is a predicted model, not a curated record. Gene Ontology annotation, biological process: regulation of canonical NF-kappaB signal transduction; positive regulation of JNK cascade. The coding region runs from base 628 to 1365 and encodes 245 amino acids. The transcript is spliced from 4 exons. Lineage: Eukaryota; Metazoa; Chordata; Actinopteri; Cyprinodontiformes; Poeciliidae.